Ixodes scapularis (black-legged tick) is the source of this 852-nucleotide messenger RNA. RefSeq lists its product as uncharacterized. The record is from RefSeq and is a predicted model, not a curated record. Lineage: Eukaryota; Metazoa; Arthropoda; Arachnida; Ixodida; Ixodidae. The transcript has a single exon. The coding region runs from base 325 to 678 and encodes 117 amino acids.
GGGAAACCAAUGUUGCCAUACAGAGCCCGCAACGUGACAGUUCGACGUCUGGGACACUAGCGCCACCUCGCGAAGUGCGUGCGAAUUUCACUCUUUCUUCGCAGCGAAAGAGGGCGUCUUCGCCACUCAUCCCACUAAUCCCCCACUGUUCGUCUAUGCUCCAUCUUGAUUCAUGGCAGAAACACCGCCACGACGCAACUCGCAACAAAUUAUUUCGAUCUCUCGGACGAUAGCAGUUCGCUGACUCACGAACCUUCGCCAGCAAGAACAAAAAACGACGACCCCCGUGUAGAGUGCAUUCAAACCCCUACCACUUCCGCGACAAUGUUCCGGAGAAAAGCGGCCCUGCACACACGACCGACGCCUCCGACGUUCGAGGCGAUCCAAGAAGACCUCUACUGUGCCGCCGACGACGUCGUCUUCAGCGUGCUUCCCGACGGCAGCAAUCUGGAAGCGACCAGCGACAGUGCGGCCGCGGCCUCGGGCGAAGACGGAAACGGGCCCAUGAGCGCCGACGCAGCUUUCCUCAAAGUAAAACACUUCAUGGAGAUGAGUGAAAAGAUCGCGGGUCUCGCAGAAGUGCUCCAAAAGAAGACCGAACACCUCAAAACCGUCAGAGACGAUCUGCACAACGAGAUCGAGCGCGUGAAGAACUCUCUACAAAACGUGAAACCUUAGAACUUGUUUACAACAAUUGUUAUUAUUUAUCAUCGUUAAAGAAAAGCGGCUCGACUGUGCGACUGCUGCCCGCUACGUGGGCGGGGAACGCUGCUGUGCUGUUUAUGUUGUUAUGUUCACAUCAGACCAACAGCGGACGACGCUACGCAAUAAAGUUCAGCCAGCUCGUGUGCA